Acanthoscelides obtectus is the source of this 378-nucleotide messenger RNA. The record is from the annotation of a GenBank genome assembly. NCBI's taxonomy places the organism in Eukaryota, Metazoa, Arthropoda, Insecta, Coleoptera, Chrysomelidae.
AUGAAGAUUUUUACAGCUAUGCAAAUACAAACUACAAACAUGGUAAUGGAGAGUUUUCGAUUGGACAAAAAUGGUGAAGGACCUAUCUUGUUAAAAAUGCAAAGUGAGCAGGCAAAAAGGGAUGUCAUCAAAAGAAUCAAGGAUUUAAAGGGUAUAUCUACAAGGCAAUGUGGCUUAGAGGGAAGUGACAGAAAGAUUUAUUUCAACGAGGAUCUGCCAAUGUCUAAGAGGGUACUUUUCAAGAUGGCAAGGGAACUUAAAAAGCAAAAGGGAUAUAAGGCAGCUUUUUACCUCAAUGGAUCUGUUUACAUCAAAACAAAUGAAAAUGAGCAAGCCAUAAAAAUUAAAUGUGAGUCUCAUUUGGACAAAUUAAGAUAG